AUGGCAGGCCAGGAGGUUGUGCAGAAAGACUCCGCGCUGCUCAAGUGGGUGUCAGAGCACCGCCUCCCUGGCAUCACCAGGCUGGUGCUCAGCAGCGUCUACUUCUUUUUGAACUCCGGCCCUACUGUACUUCUUGCAGUGGACCAGGCAGACCACGAAACCAACAUAAUGGUUGAGACCAAGAUCCGUGAGGUCAUGAAGCCAAAACGAACUGGCGAGGUAGAUCUGUACACUCAGGCAGAAGGAGGCAGAUAUUUCGGCGUUGCUGAUGGGACUUUGCCUGGCUUCACCUACUUUGGCGUGUCACCUGACCACCUUCCUCGGGUUGUCGUUUUCGAUGACUCUGAUCACUGGGUGGAGGAUGCGCAAUAUCUGAGGGUGGAGAAGCUGGCUGAGCAUCUUCCGCGCGUUGCAAGGAUGUGGAGAGUCAGCAGCACACCUCGAGGAUAUGUACUCUGGGUUGCGAAAAAGUUCGUGGCCUUCUACCUCAAAGCAGAACCUCGACUGAAUGUCAAAUUCAUCCAAGAAGGGUCCAGCACAGAGCGGAAGUCCGGUCCCAGCUAA
Molecule: messenger RNA, 564 nt
Organism: Symbiodinium pilosum
Lineage: Eukaryota; Dinophyceae; Suessiales; Symbiodiniaceae
Source: the annotation of a GenBank genome assembly